AUGGCGUACAUGCAACAACAAGGUGGUUACGAAAAGUACCCGCCUCAGGCUGGUGGUUACGGCGGCGGUUACGCUCAGGCUGCUCCCAUGGGCGGCUCGCCCCUUGACCAGCGCCGUGCUCGUGUGCAGGAGAAGCCUGCGGCUUCUGCGUUGGUCUGCUUGCUUGCUGGUCUCGAGGACAUCAUCUGUGCCGGCUGCUUGGAUGCCGUCUUCUAA
Malassezia pachydermatis is the source of this 216-nucleotide messenger RNA. RefSeq lists its product as hypothetical. The transcript has 5 exons. The record is from RefSeq and is a predicted model, not a curated record. Bases 1 to 216 code for a protein of 71 amino acids. Lineage: Eukaryota; Fungi; Basidiomycota; Malasseziomycetes; Malasseziales; Malasseziaceae.